GUGGUUUUUCUCGAGCCUCGAGGUAAUGAAUCUGGUAGAGCAGGAGACCAGGAAUUCGUGAAUUUUGUAGACACGAAUCCGUCAGUGGUGAUGACUACGCUGUCUGUUCGUGCCUGCACGGAUUUUGCUGUGGCGUCGUCUGGUAGCUGCUCAUCGCUGCUCGUUCCAAAGAAUGGAGUGGGAAGACAUUUGUAUCAUCACAAUUUUCACAGCGCUUUGCGCGGACGGGGUGUCGAGAACAGGCCAUGGAAUUUGAAAAAGUGUUUCCCGGUCUCAUUGGACACCAGUCUUCAGCAACAGAAGGUAACGACAUUGGCUGUCGCUGGAGGUAGGAAAGAGGUGCAAUAUCCACCUGCAGAUUAUGACUUCAGAGCAGAGGUCGCGGAGGAUACGUCUCUGGUUGUGGGAUCAUCGUUCCCGGAGUUGAUGGAUUUGGUAGAGAAUGGAACUUUGGUGGUGGUAAAGCGGCCGAAGGACUAUGUCGAGCGCAGAAGUGAUGGCUACAGGGAGCCUGAAAUGGUGUUCGUGGUGGGCACUGCACACAUGUCGGUUGUAUCGGCCACAGAGGUGGAGAGGGUCGUGAAGGCUGUUCGUCCGGAGAAUGUGGUGGUCGAAUUAUGUAGAAGUAGGGCUGGUAUCAUGUAUGACGAGCCAACAAUCAAAGGGAGCGACUCGGUCGACGGGGAAGAAAUUCGAGGAACACAAAAGGAAAAGAAUUUAAUGUCCAUGAGUGGAGAGAAUUUUGGAGCAGCCAUGAGUCGUAGUCUCAGACUGGGAGGCAGAUCAGCGCUAGCUCUGAGGCUUCUUCUCGGUGGGUUGUCUGAAAAAUUGUCCAAAUCCGCAGGAGUUUCAACCGGAGAAGAGUUCCGCGCAGCGCGCAGAGCAGCUGAGGAGAUCGGGGCGCAGCUCGUUCUUGGAGACCGGCCAAUAGAAGUGACACUGAAAAGGGCUUGGGAAGCGCUUCAGUGGGAUGAGCGGUUUCGUCUUGCAGGGAUCUUUGUCCAGGCCAUGAACUCCUCUAAGCUUGAUGCAUCUGAAGAAGUUCUUGCGGCGCUUAAAUCGGAUGAUGCCCUGUCCCAAAUGUUUUCUGAGAUGGGUACAAGGCUUCCUUCCUUACUACAACCCCUCAUAUACGAAAGAGAUAUGUACCUGGCCUGGUCUUUGAAGCGAAGCAAGGCUGUAAAUGGAUGUUCCAGAGUAGUUGGAGUGGUAGGCAAGGGUCACAUGCGUGGAACUGUGUACAACCUGAAGCACAACCAGGACAAUUUGCGAUUUAGUGAUCUCGUAGGCUCUCGAAGCCAGGAGGAUACAGCUUCUAAAACUGUUAAGUUUUUCAAGAGCUUGUUGAUCGAAACCGCUGUAGGGGGGCUCAUCUGGCUCAUAUACCAAAACACAAUCGGCAAAGGAACUUGAUAAGGAUGAAUGAUCUCCUUGAGGUGUAAAUUGAAUUGAUGUACGAUAUUUUUAUCAGUCAUAAUCUUAGUUCGUUCAUAAGUUUCGGCUGCUCUCUCAACUCUCUUGCCAUCAGAGGACUAACAAUCAAUCCCGUCAAAGCAUGUGUCGAAACUCGCACACUCUUGACAACGUAAGUGCAGUAUUGUCCUGCUAAGAAGUUUCUGAAGAGUAGAGCCUGCACUUACACUUCCCAAUGACAGGAAAGCUCUUUGAGAAACGUCGCUGUGUUUCCAUGUCUCGACUACAAACCUAAUUUUUAGUGAUUAGUGUCGGGUGACAACUAGUUCAGCAUUUCGCUUAGCCAUCGAAUUCCGCCUUUGUGACUCAUAUUCAUAAAUUGUAACCAACUAAAUGUUGAACUUGAGAUGUUUGAGCACAAGACUUAUAAUUUAGACAAGUUUACAUGUGCUUAAAUUUUUUAAACAACCAAAUACGGGAAUUGUUAGUUAGUAUUAUUUUUCGUUGGUGUAAAAAUGUAAAAUUUUAUACAUUUUUGGUCGAAUUGUAUCAGAAAUGUAAAAAUGUAUCGUUGCAC
Molecule: messenger RNA, 1990 nt
Organism: Marchantia polymorpha subsp. ruderalis
Lineage: Eukaryota; Viridiplantae; Streptophyta; Marchantiopsida; Marchantiales; Marchantiaceae
Source: the annotation of a GenBank genome assembly